Messenger RNA from Fomitiporia mediterranea MF3/22, 2829 nucleotides. Its product is annotated as Het-C-domain-containing protein. NCBI's taxonomy places the organism in Eukaryota, Fungi, Basidiomycota, Agaricomycetes, Hymenochaetales, Hymenochaetaceae. Bases 17 to 2695 code for a protein of 892 amino acids. The transcript has 20 exons. The record is from RefSeq and is a predicted model, not a curated record.
AUCAUCGACAGCAUUCAUGCAUACACUAACAGCAAUUAUUCUAAGUUGCACGAUUUUCAUCCUCUGCGCACCAGUAGGUGUACAUGCCUUCGGUGCCGGAGACAUACCGGACUUCUCUUAUUUGAAUGACAAGGCCUUCCGACAUGGUGAUAUCGAGGGGAUCCUUGAGAAUCUUGCAAAGACCGUAGCGGGUGCCGCUUCUGGAGGUGGCCUUCUUGGAUUCGCAUCUUCAGUCCUAUCCAGUGCUAAAGGCGGCGAGAAGUUUGGACGAUUGGACGUUAAGCGUGUUUAUUUCGGCAACUGGCUUCGAGAUUAUUCACAGGCGAUGGACAUUGCGGGUCUGAGUAAAUUAUCUGCGGAAACUAUUGUCAUGAUCAUCUCUGUUUUGGGGUUCAUGACAUUCGGCUUUGCAACGGAAGAGUUUGAAGUCACAGCGGACAGGCUGUCCGUAUAUCUGCCUGUCGAACAUAUCGACAAUCCGAAAGGAUAUGCUGAGAAAGAAGGAGACGCCCGACAGUUCCAUCCCAAACUGAGGCCCCCAGUUGAUUCACGCGAACUUGAAAUUGAUGAACGCACUGGAAUGAAGAAUUACAUGGCAACCGAAAACGAAGGAUGGGAUACGUCUACUGCUCAUAUUCGCCGCACGUUUGAGGCUUGCAUCGAGUACGGCAGACGUGCACGAGGCCGUGAGGGCAGUGAUCUCUGGGAGGCUUAUCGGCUCUUGGGUACAGGUCUACACACGAUGGAAGACCUACUCGCGCAUAGCAAUUGGUGCGAGAUUGCCUUGAGAAAAAUGGGUCACUCUGAGGUUUUCUGCCACGUCGGUGACAAUGUGAUCGUUCAAACGCCCGACGGCCCAGCACCACCUUUAAUCACUGGUACAUUUGGUAGUGCUGACUUCAUCCACUCACUCAUGGGCGAAGCAACCGAUCAUAUCAGUGAAGCAAGUGUUACGAACCUGUUCGACAAAAUGAAGCAGUCCGGAGAUGCCGAUUCUUCAUUUGAGGGACUCAGAGCUAUCCUCAGCAAGCUCCCCAUUGGCGGCGGAUCUGAGAAGGCGGAUGAAGCUGCGAAUCUCAAGCAGAAGGCUUUCGACUUCAACCCAGAUAAGUAUGCACCAAAGGAGGUCCAAGAUCAAUUACUUCAAAUUCUUCGAUGGCGGGAUGGUGUCUAUCGAGACAUCGUCGAGAAGAUGGAAAUGAUACCAGGGUUGAAUGACUUAAUUGACCAACUUACCAAUGCGCUGAAUGCGUAUAUAUAUACACUCCUGGCUCCGUGGCUGACACCAAUCAUGCAACAAGUCACUGGAGCUCUCAGCGAGGGUAGCAAAGCGGUCAUCGAUUCUGACGAUCAGUAUGAGGUUAUCAGUAAUCCCAACGCCAGUGACCCUAGUCAUUCAAUCUUGUCCAAGGACCAUUUCUCGCUUAUUCUGAACGAGCCAGCUGGAAAGAUUGCUCAGGUUGUAGUUGAGAACAGUGUUAAUCUUAUUGUUCAAGCUUGGUUCAACGACGAGCAUCCCAGACGUGUGAUCGACGAGAUCCUGGAGGCCUUCCACCACCCAUACUAUGCCACAGGUAGAUCAAGAAUCCAAAACGCAAUGAUGGACCAAAUGCAACGUUGGUUUGGUGGCUUGGGAGAGAGCGAGGGAAGCGAAAUUAUUCAAGCUUUGACCAAGGAAAGCGUCCGUGAAGGUAAAAACAAACGCCCAGGAUCUGAUGAUGGGUCUGGGGAGCCGGGCGCAGCACCCACGUACACACAGCAGCGUCCGCAGACGCAGAGCUCCGGUUACGGUCGGGAAACUUAUUCUGGUGGAGGUUACGGUGGGACCACCGAUACGAGUUCUUACUCACGUCGAGAUGAUGGCAAGGAUGGAGCAUAUAGUCAGGGUAGACAACCUUAUGGUGGUCGCCAGAACGACCCAGAGUAUUCAUCGAAUGCUGGACAAUACUCCAGACGUGGCGAUGAGGAGCCAUACGGCAGAGCUCAGGACACGUACGGAGGUCGUCAGAGCGAUAACGAUUACACAUCGCGAUGCAGUGAAGAUACGUAUGGACAGCGCCAAGAAGUUUACAGGGGCCGUGAGGAGAGCGAAGACUAUGGACGUUCUGAGGACUCGUACUCUCGUCGUACAGAGACACGUUACGGACGUGAGGAUACCGGUGACGGUUACGGAGGUAACACUCGUUAUGGGCGGGAGGAGUCCGAGUCCUACGGCCGUUCGGGUCGCCUCGAGACGUCUUCUUACGAUUCCUAUGGCGGUUCUGCCAACAGAGGCGAAGGCGAGGAAUAUGGCGGUCGUGGGUAUCACGGAGGCCGUCAGCAAGAAGAACCGGAAUAUUCUCGGGAAGGCUACCAGCCGUCAUAUUCUCAGACCGGAUACGGACGUGGAGGAGCCGAGUACGGACGUAGUGAAGGCUAUGGAGGCGAAACACGCGACGAAGGUUAUGAUCGGCGGCAAGCGCCUAGAGAUGAGGGUUACGGCAGCUACGGAGGAGCGCCUCGCGAGUCUACCGGCGAUGAAGGAGGCUUCGGUAGUUAUGGAGGUGGCGGCGACGGCCGUGGCGGAGGUUACAGCGGCGGAUAUGAUGGAGGUCGUGGAGAAUAUGGAAAUGAUGAGACGUUCGGAGCGGAGCGUCUGAACCUAGAAGACGAUGGCGAGCGGCGCAGAUCCCCCGGUCGGGACGAGUACUACUAAGAGAGGGUGAUAGGCGGCAGAGAGGAUUGGAUUCACACAGGCCGGGACAUAAAUAAACAGAGUUUGUAGCACACACAGGGCCAUUGUACAAAUUGAAUCAAUGAAUGUGGCUGAGAAGACAUCAGUUACGUAAC